AUGGUGCAAUACCAGAGAUUAAUCAAAAAAGGGGAAAAGCUUAGAGUUACUGUUGAAGAAGAUGGUUCCGGAGCCACUGCCCUUCUCCUCUCUCUCUUUUCUAGGUACAAAUCACCUGUUUGGGUUAAUUAUUUUUCAAAACUUUUCUAUGCUUUUUCUCGAAUUCUGGUCGUGAGUUUUGGCGUGUACCACGAAUUCAACGACGGAAUCAUCCCUUUGUUCAUCACUUCACAGCAUUUCAACAAGAAGGUUGUGUUUGUGAUCGUUGAGUAUCAUAGUUGGUGGGUUAUGAAAUACGGAGAUAUUGUUUCUCAGCUAUCUGAUUAUCCUCCGGUGGACUUCAAUGGCGACAAUAGAACUCACUGUUUUAAGGAAUCUAUAGUGGGAUUAAUGAUUCAUGACGAGUUAACUGUUGAUCCAUCGUUGAUGUUUGGUAACAAAACGAUUCUCGACUUCAGAAAUGUGCUGGAUCGAGCGUAUUGGCCGCGUAUCCGUGGAUUGAUUCAAGACGAGGCAGCGAACAAGACCGGUAAAAGGUUUCAAGAACUCGGUUUGAAAAAACCGAAAUUGGUGAUUCUAUCAAGAAACGGAUCAAGAGAGGUACUCAACGAGAAUCUUUUGGUGGGAUUAGCUGAGGAAAUUGGUUUCUUUGUCGAGGUUUUGAGACCGGACAAAACAACCGAGCUGGCCAAAAUAUACCGAUGUUUGAACUCUAGCGACGUGAUGAUCGGUGUUCAUGGAGCUGCGAUGACACAUUUGCUUUUCUUGAAACCGAGAACGGUUUUUAUACAGAUUAUACCGAUAGGAACCGAGUGGGCAGCUGAGACUUACUAUGGAGAACCAGCCAAGAAGCUGAGGCUGAAGUACAUUGGGUACAAGAUUAAACCGGACGAGAGCUCUUUGUAUGAUGAGUAUGGCAAAGAUGAUCCGAUAAUACGAGAUCCAAAGAGUUUUACUCGAAAAGGAUGGGAUUACACCAAGAAGAUGUAUCUCGAGCGCCAGAACGUGAAGCUCGACUUGAAAAGAUUCAGGAAACCGUUGUCUUGUGCCUACGAUUUCUCUACCAAGCGAAUUGGACCGGUGUAUAGAAGUUACUAACCGGAUCUAACCAUUUAACCGGGUUUGAGCUUGUAUAAAUUCAUUUUACUUAGCGUAAACAAGAAUAUAAAAAUGUUAGCUUGUAUAAAAUCAUUUUCGAAGA
Molecule: messenger RNA, 1201 nt
Organism: Eutrema salsugineum
Lineage: Eukaryota; Viridiplantae; Streptophyta; Magnoliopsida; Brassicales; Brassicaceae
Product: EGF domain-specific O-linked N-acetylglucosamine transferase
Exons: 2
Coding region: 1-1098 (365 amino acids)
Molecular function (GO): glycosyltransferase activity
Source: RefSeq, a predicted model, not a curated record